Molecule: messenger RNA, 2300 nt
Organism: Hemibagrus wyckioides
Lineage: Eukaryota; Metazoa; Chordata; Actinopteri; Siluriformes; Bagridae
Gene: gjb9b
Product: gap junction protein beta 9b
Exons: 2
Coding region: 205-1005 (266 amino acids)
Biological process (GO): cell communication
Cellular component (GO): connexin complex
Source: RefSeq, a predicted model, not a curated record
UCCACCCACCUGUACUAUAGCUACAGGGUGUUAUUACUUUCAGGAAGCUUUUACAUGUAUCAUGUUAGUCUUCGAAACAAACAAGGGAGAGACUCAGGCACCUGUCAUUUUUCAGAUUUCUGUCGUAUGAAAUCUUAACCAGAUCAAACAGGAGCUGUUUCAUGACCUCAGUGGUGAGUAAGCUGCCAACCUUCAACUGAAAACAUGAACUGGUUAUCCCUGGAGGCCCUGCUCAUCGGUGUGAACAAAUACUCCACUGUUAUUGGACGUGUCUGGCUCUCCGUGGUCUUUAUCUUCCGUAUGUUGGUGUUUGUGGUGGCCGUGCAGCCAGUCUGGGGAGACGAUUUGAAAGACUUUGUGUGCAACACAGCUCAGCCUGGUUGCACCCAAGUGUGCUAUGACCAAACCUUCCCCAUCUCCCAUGUCCGCUUGUGGGCCCUUCAGCUCAUUUUAAUAACCUGCCCAUCUCUCUUGGUAGUGGGCCAUGUCAAGCUCCGUGAGAUGAAAAAUCAAAAUAAGGCCAAUACUGAGCAAGGCAAAAAAAAGUAUGCCAACCCCGGAAGGAAGCGCGGUGGCCUCUGGUGGACCUACUUAUUUAGUCUAAUAUUUAAAACAUUUAUUGAUGCGGGCUUCCUCUACAUCCUGCACUACAUCUAUACAGGAUUCGACUUGCCCACUCUGAUUAAAUGUAAUCUCUAUCCUUGCCCUAAUGUGGUGGACUGCUACCUGUCCCGCCCUACAGAAAAGAAGAUCUUCACUAUUUUCAUGGUUACCUCCUCUGUUCUGUGUAUCCUCAUGUGUCUCAUUGAGAUGUGCUACCUGGUGUUUAAGCGCUGCAAAAAGAUGUUUUUUGAACACAUUGAGAAAAAGCGAAUGCGAUAUGCUGAACAGCAUGAACUGGGGGCUCUUUCUCAGUCAAGGUGUAAAUGUAGAGUGGAUCCUACUGCAUCCACACACAGCCUCAGCAAACUGAAAAAAGAUGUGGCUGCUAACGAAGUCAGUUAGUGUCACUACUGCGUCUGGGAUCCUUUACACAUAAGAGACAAUGAUUUCAGGAGCUGUAGUUAUACCCUUGACUUCAUGUGAAAAACAUGCUUUGAACUGCAAAAUAAUCCUGAACAAUAAUCAAAGAGGGUGUUUUAUUGAAAAAUACCAGCUUCUUGUUUUAGUUUUGCUUCUUAGUUUUUUAAACCGUGAUUAAAAGGCCACCAUUUUAGCACGUUUGUGUUGAGAAAUCUUCUGUUACCGUAUAUGUAAAUGUAAAAAAAAAAAAAAAGUUUUAUCAUUUUUAGGUUUUUGUAUUUAUAAGCUUCAGUGUUGGCGUCAGAAGAAUAGCAUCGUUUUAUAUUAAAGCCAAAUACUGCCCCCUGGUGGACAAACAUAAAUAUUAUCGAAAACCUGCACAAGCAUUUCAGAAGUGUGUUUUGAUUCACCACUAUGGCGUUAUAAUAACUGAAAUACAAUACAUUUUCCAGAUAACUGAUGUCAUGUGACAUAAAACAAUAUAAUAAACACAACCCCUCCUCACUCCCCAGCUGUUUUAUCUAUUUGUUCAAUUCAUGAAUCCGUACACCAGAUUCUUUUUAAGGAAGCCACCGAAGUGUCCUGGUAAAAUUAAAUAGAGAUGCAGCUAACCUAAUUUUAAGGAAAUUCAGUGGAAAAGCCAAAAAACUGUCUGCAUCUGAUGAACAAUAAAGGUAAUUAUUGUAACAGACAAAAAGAAAUCCAAUCAAAAGCUUGCUCAGCACCUGGCACUGGUGGUCAUCUGGCACUAUGGCCAACACUUUGAGAAGAGAAUGGUCUAAAGGUCUUUGUUGCAGCCAAGAAACCCUUUGUUUAUCUACAUUUUCAGGAAGGCAGAUUAAAAGAUAUUUCAGUGUUAUGCAAAGUGGCAUAAAUCUAACUUGUACCAGGAGGAAAGAAAAGAAAAAGAAAUUUGUAAAUGAACCUGAUGCCUGACUGAAGAUUUCUCUGAAGCAUUUGUAAAUGCAGACAUUUUUCAUAUUUCCAUGGCUUAUUACAGACUGAUAUGACCCAUUAAAUUUCCUUUUAGCAAGAAAACAACACCAGAGGUCUUGCUGUCUUUUUUUUUUUUUUUUUAAAUCAGAUACUCUUGUACAUAAGGUAUUUAAUGAGCCUGUAAUAAAGAGUCAUAUUGUGUUUUAUGCUUUCUCUGUAUUUUUUAUUUAUUUUAAUUUUUUCUGGUACACAAUAUUAAAUUGAAUUAAGUGAAUUUAUGCCUUCGGAUAUGACUUUUCGGUUUCAUCUUUCACUGUUCACAUCAUUAAGAGCUGUCCAUG